This is a messenger RNA of Ustilago hordei, 288 nucleotides long. RefSeq lists its product as uncharacterized. The transcript has a single exon. The record is from RefSeq and is a predicted model, not a curated record. Bases 1 to 288 code for a protein of 95 amino acids. Lineage: Eukaryota; Fungi; Basidiomycota; Ustilaginomycetes; Ustilaginales; Ustilaginaceae.
AUGACACCAAGGUCUGGUGUGCGUGUUGAUGAUGAUGAGGUUGAUGGUGCUGGUGAUGAGAUUGGUGAUGUCAAUGAUAAUGAGGUUGAUGGUGUUGGUGAUAAGGUUGGUGGCGUCGAUGAUAAUGAGGUUGAUGGUGUUGGUGAUAAGGUUGGUGGCGUCAACACGAGUGUCCAGUGUGUUGACUUGAUGCUUGAAGUGAUCCCCGGACCGCAGUGGACUACUGCCUUCGGUUCUAUCUAUAUCCGGACCGCUAACCUGCUAUGGGCGCCUUCGGACGUCAGGUAG